This is a messenger RNA of Betta splendens (Siamese fighting fish), 2851 nucleotides long. RefSeq names its product forkhead box G1a (gene foxg1a). The record is from RefSeq and is a predicted model, not a curated record. NCBI's taxonomy places the organism in Eukaryota, Metazoa, Chordata, Actinopteri, Anabantiformes, Osphronemidae. Gene Ontology annotation, cellular component: nucleus. The transcript has a single exon. Gene Ontology annotation, molecular function: DNA-binding transcription factor activity; sequence-specific double-stranded DNA binding. Gene Ontology annotation, biological process: regulation of transcription by RNA polymerase II. The coding region runs from base 307 to 1641 and encodes 444 amino acids.
GAGGACUGGAAAGGUCCAACCAAUGUUUUUUACUUGCUUUAGUGGCUGUGGCUCCCUAAUUAAUUGCAGCUAUCUGUCUCCUAUCGAUGUGUGUGUACAUGUGUGUUGUGUGUGUGUGUUUGGUUUUUUCUCCUCAAACCGAACAUGAGAUAGUUUGUUGGGCUAUACUUUCUUUCUUCCUAUCUAUCCCCCCUUCCUUCCUUCCUUCCUUCCUUCCCGUCCUGGUUCGCAGGCACAGACAGGACACAUUGAAGCCCAGCUGUGCUCGUCGCUUUUGCUCGCCGCCGUUUCCCCUCGUUGCCGGUGAUGUUGGACAUGGGAGAGCGCAAAGAGGUGAAAAUGAUUCCUAAAUCGUCGUUCAGUAUAAACAGUUUGGUGCCCGAGGCCGUGCAAAGCGACAACAACAACCACCAGAACCAGCACCACCACCAGAACCAGCACCACCACCAGAACCACCACCGGCCCGGCGGCGCGGACGAGCUGGAGCAGAAAGCUCCUGCACCGGACGGAAAAGCGGAGCCCAAAAGUGACGCGUCGAACCAGGAGAGCUGCGCGGACGAGAAGGAGCAGCAGCAGCAGGAGGAGAAGAAGGAGGCGAAGGACGGCGACGGCGGCGGCGGCGGCGGCGGCGGCGCCGCGGGGAAGGACGGCGACAAGAAGAGCGGCAAGUACGAGAAGCCCCCGUUCAGCUACAACGCCCUGAUCAUGAUGGCCAUCAGGCAGAGCCCCGAGAAGCGCCUCACGCUCAACGGCAUCUACGAGUUCAUCAUGAAGAACUUCCCCUACUACCGCGAGAACAAGCAGGGCUGGCAGAACUCCAUCCGCCACAACCUCAGCCUCAAUAAGUGCUUCGUCAAGGUGCCGCGGCACUACGACGACCCGGGCAAGGGCAACUACUGGAUGCUGGACCCGAGCAGCGACGACGUCUUCAUCGGCGGCACCACCGGGAAGCUGCGGCGGCGCUCCACCACGUCCCGGGCCAAGCUGGCCUUCAAGCGGGGCGCGCGCCUCACCUCCGGCCUCACCUUCAUGGACCGGGCCGGCUCGCUCUACUGGCCCAUGUCGCCCUUCCUGUCGCUGCACCACCCCCGCGCCAGCAGCGCGCUGGGCUACAACGGCGCGUCGUCGGGCUACGCGGGCCACCCCAUGUCCUACAGCAGCAUGCUGACGCAGAACAUGGGCAGCAGCCACUCGUCGUUCCCCGCGUCCAACGGGCUGAGCAUGGAGCGGCUGGUCGGCGGGGACCUCCCGUACGCCACGCACCACCUGACGGCGGCGGCCCUGGCGGCCUCGGCGGUGCCGUGCGGCCUGUCGGUGCCCUGCUCCGGGGCCGCGUACUCGCUGAACCCGUGCUCGGUCAACCUGCUGGCCGGGCAGACCAGCUACUUUUUCCCGCACGUGUCGCACCCGCCCAUGGCCGCGCAGGGCGGCGGCGGCGGCGGCGGCGGCGCGCUGCAGGCCGCCCGGGCUUCGGCCUCCAACUCCCCGCAGGCGCCGUCCUCGUCCUCGCUGCCCUGUGACUCUCUGCGGCCGGCGCUGGCGGCGCCGCUGCCGGCCUUCUCCUCGGGACUUUCCGGGGGGUUGUCUGACUAUUUUACGCAUCAGAACCAGGGCUCGACCUCCAACCCGCUUAUACACUAACGGUCCGAAGGAGCGUGACUGAACUGAACUACAGUGUACAGAGUAACAAAUGAUUAUGAGGCGCCCGCUAUAGAAACAGAGGAGAGACUGGCAGAACGCAGCCCUGACGUUCCAGGUAUUUUUUAAUAUUAUUAUUGCGCUUCUUCUUCUUCUUCUGCAGUUUUACUGUGUGUACAUAACGUCUGUCUGUAAAGUACUGUCCGCUACGUGCAAUGUGUUCCGAGCUCAACAGAGAGAGUGAUGAGAGCUGUUCUUCUGUUCUUCUUGGACGAGGCAUUACUUUUUAGAGAAUGUGUAUUUAAAAUAGUUUGGUCUAAUUUCCAGAUCUAAAGCUAAUAAUAAGAAUUAAAUAUGUCUAAUGGCCGUUUCUCCCGCAUGUUUGCAGUAUUAUCAGGUAUCAUGCGCUUAGAAACGAAGCGGCGGUGAAUGAUUUUAUUUGACAAAAUUUAAACACUAAUAUUUUAUUUUGACUUUUUAUUUUCCAUCCAGUGAAAUGUGUUCUAGGCAGAACGUGAAAGUCGCGAGGCCGUUUCUCCAUCGCUUCAUUUUAACCUGUUCAUGUUCGUGUAGACCAAAGAAUCUGUUCUAGGGAAUGUAGUCAGUAUUCAGCUGCAGAACAAGCCGAGGCCCAGUGGCUCAGUGAAUGAGUGAGUGUGAGCGAGUGAAGGUCAACGAUGCCUCCCUCACUGCAGAAAAGAUCCAUUUAAACGAGAUUCCCGCCUUUGCCUUCUCACGCGGGCUCGUUGUUUCACCAGCUGGAGGGAAUUUGCCUUAAUCCGCCACGUUUGCGCGUGAACGUCCAACAGCCUGAGCGUCAGCGUCUCGUUUGGUGGAUGUUUUCCGCAGCUGCCCGUCAUGUGCUUAUUUGAUUGUAAACGUGAUCACGGACGUUCACGCUUCUUUUAUGUUUUGUACAAUUAGACAAGAGAAAUGUUCACCUGUGAGUUGAAUUUAAGGUUUUAGGCUUGUCUUUAUUUUUUUUCAAAGAGGAAGAACAAUGUAAAAAUCCGUUCGUUUGACAGAAGAAAAUGCCUCAUUAUCUAAUCCUACUGGAAUGACUGUCCUUUAAUUGUCGUCUCUAAAACGAUUUUUAUGGUUGUGAUACUAUUGUGGUCUUAUUCUUAUUCCCGUGUGUGUCGCUUACAAAAGUAAAAAAGAAAAAAAUGUUUUAAUCCUACAAUACAAAUAAAAGAAUAGGUUACAUUCAUAA